Thamnophis sirtalis is the source of this 1522-nucleotide messenger RNA. RefSeq lists its product as uncharacterized. The record is from RefSeq and is a predicted model, not a curated record. NCBI's taxonomy places the organism in Eukaryota, Metazoa, Chordata, Lepidosauria, Squamata, Natricidae. Gene Ontology annotation, molecular function: protein binding. Gene Ontology annotation, biological process: signal transduction; regulation of apoptotic process.
AAAUGAGCCAACUUCCAGCGCGCGCCCUUUUGUUCGAGCUCAUUUUCCCGCCUCGCUGCAAAAUCAGGCCUGGUAAGAAGAGGGAGUGGCGUUUCGAUCCUCCUUCCACGACCCUUCGCUAAGCGCCCCACUAGCCCCCACAUCCCACGAACUGAAAAGCGGUGAUGGACGAGAGACAGAGAUUGCUCGGAAUCCUUGAAGAGCUGACCGACAAAGAGCUGUCGGCGUUUGUUUUUUUAUUGCCCGAGGCCAUCCCGCGGGCGAAACGCAGCACUGACUCUCGGGUGGAUCUAGCGGAAGUGAUCCUGCAGCACUACCCCGAAAAUGCCUUCGAUGUCCUCGUCGAGGUGUUAAACAAAAUGCCGAGGAGAGAUCUCGUCUUGCAACUUCAGGGCGAACCGAGACGGGCGGCUUCCCGACAUGAUAGGACCGAAGAAGAAAAGGAAGUAGUGGCGGCGCCAGCGGCGGCGGCGGCGGCAGCGCCAGCGGCGGCGGCACCACCCAAGCUGGUUUCAGAAGGACAGCUGAUGAAACUAGCCAAGAAAAUGGGCAAGAACUGGCAGGAGAUUGGCAUUAUGUUCCUGGAUAUGGAAAAGUCACGUCUGGAGCAGUUUGAAGAGGAGAAUUCUAAAAACAUGGCCAUGCAAAUUUUCUCCAUGCUGUGUCAUUGGAGGAACCGUGAGAAGAACAAGGCUACUGUCCACAACCUGUAUAACAUUCUCAGCCAGGAAGGGGUAGAACUUGACCACAGUGUCUAUGGUUUUCUUUUAGAAUAAAAUGCAAUAGAAAAAGUUCACCCAACCCUGCAGAAGAUGAGCCUCAUCAGCAUUCAAUGUUUGCCUCACCACCUGUGGUACUUAAUGUUGUCAUUAAAUACCAAAGUUUCUAUUCAAUAGGAUGCCAUUGUAGGGUUUUGUUUUUUGUCCUAUCAGGAGAAACAAGGUGCUUCAGAACAAGUGCUGGUGCUUUCUUAACUCAGGUACACGUUUUCCUGGAAUUGCUACUGUUGUGAGCCCAGAAAAAGAGAGUCAUUCUUUAAGGAAGUGACAAAGGUGCACAACACGUGACCCCACUUGCUUAAAAGCAUAUUCUUAGCUUUGGAUCUGAAGGGCUGUAAACUACUAGUAAUAACAGUAAUUUGGUAACGCUUUCUAUAUUGGACAAAUUUUUAACUUCUUUUCCAAGUUUUCAUUCCCUUGUUUCAUCUCUGUUGGAGUACCUCCUUUUUUGAUGAACAGGCCUGCAAGUGUUCUUUUCUCUAUUUUUUUCUCCCUUUUUAUUUUCUCCGUUCCAUGCUGAAGUUUUAUUUGCUUUAUAUAAAAUAACAAAGCAAAUCUAAUUCUCUGUCUUCUCUACAUCUGAGUUAUGUGCUAGUCUUGUCUUUUCCUGACUUGAAUCCUCUCCCAUUUAUAAAAAAACCUUUUAGAUAGACAGAUAUUAUAGACAUAUUUUUGUAUGUAUGUAUGUAUAUGUACUGUGUUUCCCCAAAAAUAAGACAGGGUCUUAUUUUCUUUUAACCCCC